GACGCGAGCUCCACUGACGCACCGUUGAGGCCUCCGUGACAAGCACCCAUCACGAUGUCCAGCAGCUGGCUUUUCACCGUCGCUGUAAGCGUCACGCUGGUGUCGUCGGCACUGUCUCAGUGCGUGACGUACGGCUACUGCGGCAAGGACGAGGACUCCGGCAAGCCGCUGCCAUGCGCGGUCAAGCGUGAUCCGGUCCCCAUCGAGAGUAGCAUCCUCAAGGACGCGUGUCCCGCGCUGAUCGAUUCUUCGGGCAAGUCCGUGCCUGCCUGCUGCGACGCGAAGCAGGCGGCGGCGUUCAAGUCUGAGUUGAAGAGCCUCCUAAACCUCGGUGUUAAGAAAACAGGCCCGUGCUUCCGCAACUUCCAGAACCUCGUCUGCCAGGCGUUCUGCUCGCCCAAGCAGUCCGAAUUCGUCGCCAUCAAUGGCACCAGCAGCGAGGGAAGCGACCAACCCUCGGCCACGGAAUCGGUCUACGCAGUGCACAAGACGUUCGCCGAAAAAGUGUACGAUUCCUGCAAGGGCGUCCGCACCAUCAUCUUCUGGACCAAGCUGAUGUCGUACAUGUGCGGGAAGCACGGCGCCAGCGGCUGCUCGGCCCAGCGCUUCCUCGACUUCGUGGGCUCCACCUACUCGGAGGGCGGCUACUCGCCCAUCAAGAUCCGCCACGUUCUCACCGAGGGCCCGAUUACGGUAGCCGGCCAGAAACUGGAGCCUUUCAACCCCAAGUUUCUCUGAUUUCGCGAUAAGACGUGGCAGGGACUCUAUUACCAAUGGUUGAAGCAAUAAAUUAUUACUUGAACAAGCA
Molecule: messenger RNA, 808 nt
Organism: Dermacentor andersoni
Lineage: Eukaryota; Metazoa; Arthropoda; Arachnida; Ixodida; Ixodidae
Product: NPC1-like intracellular cholesterol transporter 1
Biological process (GO): intestinal cholesterol absorption; cholesterol homeostasis; sterol transport
Cellular component (GO): plasma membrane
Molecular function (GO): cholesterol binding
Source: RefSeq, a predicted model, not a curated record